AUGGAUUAUACUCCUAUGAUUCUUGAUGAUUUAGUGGAGCACUACUUGGCUAAGAGUGGGUUUCAGUGCCCUUCGUACGAUUGUAGAUUGGUUUACCAGCAGUCUGUUCAGAUGCCUUGGUUUAAAUCAGUUCAGAUGAGAUUUAUCAUUUGUUAUUAUAACUUUUAUGGUUCAGCACUCUUAAUAAGGCUAGUUGCUGUGGCUACACAAAAGUUUGUUGCAGAUGUUGCCAGCGACGCCCUUCAGCACUGCAAGGCUAGACCAACACCAGUUGUGAAAGACAAAAAACAACAAAAGGAUAAACGUUUGAUAUUGACAAUGGAAGACCUUUCAAAAGCUUUGCGUGAGUAUGGUGUGAAUGUGAAGCAUCCAGAAUAUUUUGCUGAUAGCCCUUCAACCAGAAUGGAUCCUACGACAAGGGACGAAUAG
This is a messenger RNA of Arabis nemorensis, 429 nucleotides long. The record is from the annotation of a GenBank genome assembly. NCBI's taxonomy places the organism in Eukaryota, Viridiplantae, Streptophyta, Magnoliopsida, Brassicales, Brassicaceae.